Messenger RNA from Oikopleura dioica, 1578 nucleotides. The record is from the annotation of a GenBank genome assembly. Lineage: Eukaryota; Metazoa; Chordata; Appendicularia; Copelata; Oikopleuridae.
AUGGCGAGACCGAAGAAAGCAACGAAAAUGGCAGAAACUGAGAGCCAAGCUAAAGAGAGUCAAGAAGUGCUAAAGGACGUUCCAGAGGAAGAAGAGCCGGCUAGCCAAGAGAGCCAGGGAUCCGAGACGACGAAGGAAAUCGUCGACAAAGUUGCCAAUCUAGAAGUGGAAGAAAGUCCUAAGAGGGGACGCGGGCGACCGAAAAAGCGCGCUCAUCCUUCUGGCGGCGAUUCUCCGGCGAAAAUGAAAAAGUCGUCUUCUCUCUCUGAGCUUCCAGACAUGCCAAAGAAACGAGGCCGACCAAAGGGGAGACGAUCGCUGUUGGAAACGGUGUCGAGGCAGGAGAGCUUCGCGAAGCCGUUCACGAGGGAACAGUGGCCGGAGAAUGGAGUCUUGCUGGCGUUUGGAAUGGGCGAUGCUGGACAACUCGGCUGUGGAGAAGAUAUCAUGGAGCGAAAGAAGCCCGCUCUUGUGAAAGAAUUGGACGAGCCAAUUCUCUGCGCGGCAGCUGGAGGCAUGCACAACGUAUGCAUCGGCGACUCGGGCGAUGUUUACACUUUCGGCUGCAACGACGAAGGCGCCCUCGGCCGCGAGACGAAAGAGGAAGAGGAAGCUUUUCUUCCAGCAAAGGUCGCAGGAGUGACAGAUGCGAUCUUCUGCUGCGCCGGGGAUUCGCACUCCGCUGUUUUGACCAAUGACGGAGCUGUGUGGAUCUGGGGUACUUUCCGAGAUGCGAACGGGCGAAUGGGCGCUACUGCUGGAAAUACUGACGAUAAAGAAAUGAGUAAAGCGAUCAUCAAGGAGCCGGCCAAGCUGGAAAUCUCAAAGAAGGUAGUAAGAAUUGCCUCUGGAGCGGAUCAUUUGAUCCUUUUGGACACGGAAGGAAAUGUUUGGAGUAUGGGAUGUGCUGAAAGUGGACAGCUUGGAAGAAUUUCGUCGCACUUCUGCACCAAGGGUGGGCGAAGAGGCCUUGGCAAAAUUCUAAAAGCUGAAAUGAUCCAUCUGCAGAAAAAGUACAAGCGCGUAUAUGGAGAAGUAGAGGACAUUGCAUGCGGUCAAUUCAGCUCGUUUUUGAUCAUGUCUUCUGGAGCUGUUCUUGGAUUCGGAUUGAAUAAUUGCUACCAGAUUGGAUUCGGCGAUCGGGAGAUCAGAUUCAGUCCCGAAGUAGUGCCUUACAAGUUCGAAGGGAACGCUGUAGAAGUCAAGCAAAUCUCCUCGGGAAUGCAUCAUUCCGUCCUGCUGUCUAAAGAAGGUGAUGUAUUCACGAUCGGAUGCGGCGAUUACGGCCGAUUAGGAGUCGGAGAAAAGGAAACUCUCCGAGAAAGCUCAGUUUUGAGGAAAGUAGCGAUUGAGAAGAAAAUCGUUUCUGUUGGAACUGGAAGUUGUUGCUCCUAUGCUCUGGCCGAAGAUGGAAGCGCCUUUGCCUGGGGAAUGGGCAGCAAUCUUCAGCUGACCAACGGAUCGGAAGACGACGAGUGGGAGCCCGUGCAAGUUGCUGGCAAACAGAUUGAAGGACAAAAGGUUGUGGCCAUUUCUGGCGGAGGACAGCACGCUAUUAUUGUCAUCGACAAGAAGUAA